Messenger RNA from Thunnus maccoyii (southern bluefin tuna), 2523 nucleotides. It is a transcript of the gene pln1, whose product is annotated as phospholamban. Lineage: Eukaryota; Metazoa; Chordata; Actinopteri; Scombriformes; Scombridae. The transcript has 2 exons. Gene Ontology annotation, biological process: negative regulation of calcium ion import into sarcoplasmic reticulum; negative regulation of ATPase-coupled calcium transmembrane transporter activity; negative regulation of heart rate. Bases 322 to 483 code for a protein of 53 amino acids. The record is from RefSeq and is a predicted model, not a curated record. Gene Ontology annotation, cellular component: membrane; sarcoplasmic reticulum. Gene Ontology annotation, molecular function: ATPase inhibitor activity.
CUCUCAUGUUGUGUUAACAGCCUUGGAGAGCGUUGCAUAUCUGACAUUUCUCUCUCAAACUCCAACCAGCUCUGUUCUCAUCUGCAAGCUGAGAGAAGAGAAGAGAAGAGAACUAGUCCACUACAGGCCAGGCUGCCUCAAACACCUGACCUGAGCUCAUCUCCACACAACCAGCUGCAGUUUGAUUCCCGGAUUUCACUUCCUCAAAUCUGCCUGACCAGCUCAUUCCAGCUCCUCCCAGUCCAAACAGGCCCAGCAGCCUGCCUGAACUGUCUCCUCUGCUAACCGAGUCUAUCAAAAUCUAACCACUCCGCCGUCCCCAUGGAGCGCGUUCAGCACAUGACCAAAUCGGCCAUCCGCCGAGCAUCUCAGAUCGAGGUGAAUCCUCAAGCCAAGAGGAACCUGCAGGAGCUGUUCGUCAACUUCACCCUCAUCCUCAUCUGCCUGCUGCUCAUUUACAUCAUCGUCCUGCUGAGCAGCUGAGAGCGGCAGAGGCUCGGCUUUACUGUGGACGAGGCUCCCCUGCCCCCCCUCCUCUUCCCCCCUCUUUCCCAAGGGAGUGAUUAAAAAGUCACCCAACUUCAACAGUUUAAUCUUCACUGAUAUACUGUAUGUAUGUAUGUAUAUCUGCCAGCUGCUCAGUUUAACAUCCUGCUUCCUUUACAAUGAUUUAAGUUGAUUUACAAAAGGAGACAUACUGUAUGACCAUGUCCGCUGCCUCAGUAAUAAUAGGUGCAAUGUGUAUAACACUGAAAUAUCAACACAUCACUGUUGUUUAACUUCCAUUUCCCAUGAGCCAUGCUGCUUCCUGUACCCACACCCCCAGCAGGAGAAAGAAAAACAUGUUGGAAAUGAUUUUUUUUUUCCCCACUAGCAAAUACUUCCUCUUUCGUCAGCCUCUGCCAGAGACCACAGAGAGUAAAACAUGGAUCUGCGACAUCAGGUUUCCGCUUUUUAAAAAUUUCGAUGCUGCUUUCUUAUCAGAGCCUCUAAAACCACAUUUGGCAAAAAGUAAUUAAACUGGGAGAUGCAACUAGCUAACACCAUGACCUGCAGCAACAUGCCCCAAAACACAUCUUUUUCUGCCUUUGUACAAUAGAGUUGUAAAGUCCUUUUCAUUCUCUCUAUAGGCAAUUUAAUGUAAGUCGCAGUUGCAGCAUUUCUACAGCUUGGACGGACAUGAGGCUCUCCAGUUGAAUCAUCAGUACAACAGAUGAACAACUGUGUUAGAAGAUGGUCUGUUUUUUUGAUAAAAAAAAAGACGUAGAUACAAGCCUGAGUUUGUAAAAAUGUAGGCCAGAAGUUUUAAAUACAAUUCCCAUGGUGCAUUUUAGCAAUAAACAUCCAAUCACAGCUUAAAAUUCUGUGAUGUGCACCGCUAGCUGCGGAUAGAAGCUAAAGAUUAGACUGUUAAGGAAACUGAUAACACAAUCCGCAGCUUAAAAUUACAUUUAUGAGUACAUUUUGGAUUAAUUCAGUAACUUUGGUGCUGCACUUUGGUCACGACUGCAACAAGAAAGUAUUCAGAUAUAAAUACAUCUCUGAUUCAGUGAUGCUUCUCCGUAGCAAUGGCGACCAAAGCUCAUGGAUAUUGUAGUAUUCAAAGCUGUCUGCCAUGUCAAGCUGACACAUAAAACAUGAUUUCUCAGAAACAAAGUUGAAACAGUGAGAACUGAUGGCCAUAACAUUACAUUACAUUAUGCAGGUGAUUUCUAUGUUGAGUAAGAUUGAGGAAAUCGUUAGAAUAAAUAACUGAAUUUACGUAACACUCAGUGUUCCUUGGAUUUACUCUUGCUUAACAUUUAUAAAGAUAUUACUUGAUAUGAUACUUAGAAAUCAUUCUAAGUACUGUAGGUCUAUAAAGUGCAUCUCCAACUUUAGGCAGCUUACUUGCAGGUGUUUCUGAUGUUAUACAUACAUUUCAGCCUUAUAAUUAACUAUGUAAAGUAUGGACUGUUUUUGCUUUACUUUGGGGUUCAGAGAUAAAAAUAUACAUCUGUUUAAGAGUGUUGAGUGUGAAUAGAGAGCUUCAAACACAGACAGCACAUCUAUAAGCCUGACAUAUACUGCAUACAAUACAUGAGGUUUAUCAUUUGUGAAGGAAAGCUCACUUUGCAUGGUGUGAUUUCAUUUAUGAUGUUUUCUGUUUAAGCCAUUUCUGAUUUAAUGCUGACAUUUUUUGGUUUAUGAGCAACAUUGGUUUACAAAAUAAACUAUAAAGUCAAAUCUGAAAAGGCAAUUUCAAGUCCUAAAUAUGUUAUUACAAAACUUCUACAAAGACAACUUUGAUAAUUUACCAGCCAAAAAAUGUCAAAUGCUGCACAUUUUAGUAUUAUGUAUCUGCACUGUAUUUACUAUGACUGAAAUUGUAAAAAUAUAAUACAAAUGGGAUUAUGAGUUAUUGAGAGAAAUAGUCAGUUUUGUUCUCUUCAUGUAUGUUUGGAAGAUUGUACCACCUGACUUUUAAACUGUGGAACACCAAAUACAUUGCAUGUCAAUAAAAUUAAAAAUGUUUUCUUCUGA